GCGGCCUCGGAUCUCAGGACCCCGGCGGGGGAACAGCCAGGCCGGGGGUCGGGAAGCAGGGGUGCCUGCAGCUGGCAGCCCCGGCAGUCGCCCUGCACCAGCAUGAAUGAAAUAAAAGGCUGGAAGGCAAGAUACUGGUGAUAAAGUUCUCUCAGGCUUCCGGUGUGAUUUUGUUUUAAGGUCUCAUUCAGGCAUGACUGCCAAGUGAGGUGUUCCUGCGGGUGGAAGGCUCUCGCUCCCGCAGUUGACAGGUUGUGCAGCUUACGUUGGAGUCAAUGGGACCUGAACCUGCGGGUCACUUCGCUUCUCGAGCAGAAGGCCAGAGUGGACCACGGCGACUUUCUGCAAUGGAGGUUUUCUUCUGGAGUGGCCACCGCGGGGAGCAGCACAGAACCGGGCACUCCUAAAGCCAGGUCCCCUGCCGCCCACGGAGAGGGCACAAAGGGGUCCUGGCGCAGACUCGGAGGCUUCAGCUGAUCUAGGCAGCUGGCCGCUGUGGGUAUUGUUGCUUUGGACGACUGCUUUGUGUUCUGAGUGAUCACUACCCCCAAAUGUUGUCUCUGGGGGACAGGUUUAGCCUAUUACCAACUCAGGACAGUUGGGGGCAUCAGUGAGCAGCUCCACAUCCAAUGGUCAGACCAACAAAGUCAGCAUGGGCCCCGGCCUCGGGGAUUUGUUUCACUGCCCAGGGGACUGGAUGGAUUCCGGCUCGAGAAGUGUUGGUCUAUGGGACUUUGGGGGCUCGAUGGAGAACACCUUCGAUGGCUCAGUAGGGCCCAGCUGAAGAUCAAAGCUGUCUUCUAGAGCGAAAAUACCCACAGCUGUCAGUUACCCUGACUCCUGGGAGCCCCCAACACCUUCCCCCUCACAACCCCCCUCAGGCGGGGCCUGCUGUCCUGGCCCGAGUGGUUGUGCUCCUCAGGCUGAGACUUCCUCUGCAGAAACUCCUCGUGGUUCACUCUUGCCUUUCUGAGUGUCAAGCAAAAUGAGUGACUGGGUCCGGGUCCAGAACGAGGAUUUAGGGUUCGCUGGGCCUGCAAAGGAACAGCAGGCCUGCGGGUGUCCUAGGAGAUCUGCUGCAGGUUAGGCAGCCAGGGAGGGCAAGGAGAGGCCCGCAUGAGGUCUCUGGAGUAGUGUCCAGCUCCUGGGGCCACCGGGAGACUCGGGCAGGGUGAGUGGGAGGGUCUCAGAGCAACGCCACUGCCCGCCAUUCCAGCAGCGGCUGCGGGUGGGGGCGGCAAGCGCAGUCCGGCAUCGGCUACCUCGGACCUGUGGGUGGGCUUGUCCUGCAGCCAUUCCGGGCUGGCUGGGUCACUGCCGAUCCAGGCAGCUUAAAGGAGAACCUUGGAGCCCUUGGCAUCGUCCCCACGGGUUUUCUAAUGACCAUGGAGGAAGCAGGCCAGGGGAGACAGCAGUUCUGGGUCCUGCAAGUCCCCAGACUGCUCCUCUUCCAGCAGCUCUCCACUGCUCCAUCCACUGCCCGCUGCCCUUAUGUGCUCCGGCCCAGGCCCAGGUUUGCCCAUUCACGCAGGCGCACACCAGGCUCCAGGGGCUGCCUUCAGGCACGCAUGCCGGGAGCCAGGCCCCCCAGCGCCUCCGGAAUUCGAGGCCGCAGGUGAUGGGCGCAGAGGCCACGGGUGCAAAAGCCUGAGCGCCUUCAUUGCCCCACAGGGCGACACCCUCUUCAGGAAAGGGAAGCCCAGCGCUGCGGUUGUUAACUGAGCCACUCAUGGGAGGUGCGGGCCUGCGCCGGCGCCGGGUCUCCAGGGCCAGCCGCGGGCCUUGUCUGGAUAAGGCGGGUCAGCCGCAGUUGCUGUCAGAUUUCCAUUGUGUUGGAUUUGCUUCUUUGUAAAGCUAACUGGGUUGUCUAGGAAAUAGUGCAGAUGUUCGUAGGCCCUGACAUGUUGACUUUUACACUUUCAUAGCUCUUUAGUCUCUUGAGAUAAAUUUACAAUCCUUGUCUAUUAACACCUCCUGAACAGACUUACCGCCUUUUUCAGGUCUGUGUGUUCACACGUGCGACAGUCAACACGUCCUGGGGCUCUCCGAGGUGCCCGUGUGUGGCCCCCACCUCACAGCAGCCCCUCCCUGAGGAAGCUAGAGCAGCUGCAGGGUCUGGCCUCGGGACCUGCAGGCCGAGGUCCCUGACCUGUGGGCAGCAGCCGCAACGUCCACCGUUGUUUUUCUUGCUGAGCUGCGUCAAAUAGCCCUUUCUUUUAGAGGAUCUUUUAAAGAACAAAAUUAAUGCUUUGCUUUCUAAAGGACAGCAAACACCUCUUCUUACUAGACGCCCCACCAACGUGGGACUCUGCUGAAGUGACAGUGCCGUCACUGGUCUCAUCGUUUUGGGUACAGGCACAGCGGGCAGUGUCUCCGUGCGUCUGCGUCCAGCAUGUUCAUGGCCGCCGUGCCCACUGCACGAGCAGCUGCUCUUUCUCCCCCAGGAACUGUAGGGUCCCGACACACACCUCCCUGCGGCUUCUCUCGGCCAGGCUCAAGGUCAGGCUGACGGCUCCGGAUGGGGGUGCUUGCCACUGCGUCCCUGUUCCCAACAGUUGGCUGUUUAGGGGACACGCUCGGGGUUGUGGGCUGGCUGUCAGAAAGCUGCCCCCUUGCUGACUGAUGGCAAGACUGCCCUUCGGGCUUCUCUCGUCCUGUCCCUGAAGGCCAGGGGUGUCUCCAGUGCCCACCCUAAAGCCCUAGCGGGUGGCUGCGGCCCACACGCUUUGGGCUGCUGAGGCUUUAACCAAUGUUGUGAUGUAGAGAGUGUAUUUCCCUUUUUGCUCCAUUUUCUUCCUAAUUGCAUGCACUCAGAGUAGUGGAAUGGUAAUGUUUCAUUCACUUAGCAUCCAUGGCGGACGUUGGCUUAAGUGUAAGAAAAUUAGAAUAUAUUUUUUUAAAGAUCUUUUUAUUUAUGCAUACAAGAGCUGGGGUGCAGGCCAGAGGAGCGGGGGUGAGAGGACUCCCCAGAGACAGAGCGGGGAGCAGAACAGAUGGACCCACUGAAAUCCACUGCUGAGGGGAGCAGCAGGGAGACAGGAGAGGUCUGCCGCGCCCUAUGGGUAGCUCCAUGGCCGGGGAUGGAACUCCUGCUGCAGCGGCUGCCGAUAGCUUCAUAGUGCUGAGACUGACGCCUGCACCCCCUGGGAGGCCCCGUCUUUUAGGCCUCUUGUUAUAAGAGAUUCUUCCUUGAUGUUUAUUUCCUGUUGGUUGUUGCAGGAUUUCAGGGAGCUAUUGAUGUCUGAAAUUGUCCCAUCCGUCCCCUUCCUCGAGCCGUCACUGAGCAGAGAGCACCCCGUUCUAGCCGCACGCCCUGGACGGACAACACAUUGGGGCCAGCAGCCUGAGAAGCCCCGCGAUGGUCUGCUCCGCGCUCAGCAGGGUCGCCCUGGCGCGGGUCUGCCUGGCCAGGAGGGCCAGCGGCACCUCCAGGGGCCACUCGCAUCCAGCCCCGGCCCGCAGUCGGGCGGCCACGGAGCCUGCCGCCGCUGAGGCCCCGGGCACGGUGGAGCUGCUGGGCCGGUCCUACCCGCAGGACGAGCACAGCAACCUGAGCCGCCGCGUGCUGUCCCUGGUGGGCCGCAACCUGCACCGCCGGCCGCACCACCCGCUGGGGCUGCUGGCGCAGCGUGUCCGUGCGCACUUCCACGCGUGCUACCCGGGCCGCGGCGGCGCGCCGCUCUUCGCCGUGCUGGACGACCUGCCGCCCGUGGUCACGCCCUGGCAGAACUUCGACAGCCUGCUCAUCCCCGCCGGCCACCCCAGCCGCCGGCGCGGCGACAACUACUACCUGAACCGCUCGCACAUGCUGCGGGCGCACACCUCGGCGCACCAGUGGGAGCUGCUGCGCGCCGGCCUGGACGCCUUCCUGGUGGUGGGCGACGUGUACCGGCGCGACCAGAUCGACCGCCAGCACUACCCCGUCUUCCACCAGCUGGAGGCCGUGCGGCUCUUCUCCCGGCACCAGCUGUUUGCCGGCGUGAAGGGCGGAGAAAGCCUGCAGCUCUUUGAGCAGGGUGCCCGCUCCGCCCACAAGCAGGAGACACACACCCUGGAGGCCGUGAAGCUCGUGGAGGCCGACCUCAAGCAGACGCUCACCCGGCUGAUGACCGACCUGUUCGGGGACGGGCUGGACGUGAGAUGGGUGGACUGCCGCUUCCCCUUCACGCACCCGUCCUUCGAGAUGGAGAUCCUCUUCCGCGGGCAGUGGCUGGAGGUGCUGGGCUGCGGGGUCAUGGAGCAGCAGCUGCUGAGCUCAGCUGGCGCCGGCGACCGCGUGGGCUGGGCCUUCGGGCUGGGCCUGGAGAGGCUGGCCAUGGUCCUCUACGACAUCCCCGACAUCCGCCUCUUCUGGAGCGAGGACGAGCGCUUCCUGCGGCAGUUCCGCGUGGCCGACAUCCACCAGGCGGUGACCUUCCAGCCUCUCAGCAAGUACCCCGCCCUGACCAACGACAUCUCCUUCUGGCUGCCCCCCGAGGGCUACACGGAGAACGACUUCUAUGACCUGGUCCGGAGCGUGGGCGGCGACCUGGUGGAGAGCGUGGACCUCCUCGACGUGUUCGAGCACCCGAAGACCGGCAGGACCAGCCACUGCUACCGCGUCACCUACCGGCACCCGGAGCGGACGCUCUCGCAGCAGGAGGUGGGGCGCGUGCACCGGGCAGUGCAGGCUGCGGCCGUCCAGCAGCUGGGCGUGGAGGGCCGCUUCUGACACCCGCCGAGCCCCGAGGAACUGGGGCGUCUGUGCCGUGGUGAGUGGGUCUGCCCAGGACUCCAGCAAAUAAAGGCGCCUG
Messenger RNA from Talpa occidentalis (Iberian mole), 4793 nucleotides. RefSeq names its product phenylalanyl-tRNA synthetase 2, mitochondrial (gene FARS2). Gene Ontology annotation, molecular function: ATP binding; phenylalanine-tRNA ligase activity; tRNA binding. Lineage: Eukaryota; Metazoa; Chordata; Mammalia; Eulipotyphla; Talpidae. The transcript has 7 exons. Bases 3359 to 4711 code for a protein of 450 amino acids. Gene Ontology annotation, biological process: phenylalanyl-tRNA aminoacylation. Gene Ontology annotation, cellular component: cytoplasm; mitochondrion. The record is from RefSeq and is a predicted model, not a curated record.